AUGACCCGAUCCAGAACUGCAGGUAUUGCUCCAGCCCCUCUAGCGCCUGCUCUUGCUCCAGCGAGUAAACCAGUUACUUCUCCAGUUCGGAAAUCCAAGAAAUCCCCUGUUCCGGUCUCUGCUCCAGCAUCUUCAUCUAGAGAGCCGAAGCCUAAGCCUUUCAAACCUAUCCUGAGGUGUCCCUCGUUGCUUACAAAUUGGGACACGGAUAUUAAGCGGGAUCUAAUUGUUGAGCAGCUCAUUGACAUUGACCAUUAUGUCUGGAAGUGCAAUGUGAUUUCUCUACUUCGUGAUCAGAAUCUGCUUCACACUCUUCAGAAUGUUCGAUCCUACUCUGACUGGCUCACUCCCGAAAUCUAUGUCAAUCUGACAUCUGAUACAGCUCUGGAUUCCUCUCCUCUUUUCCACAAGAUUUUCGUGCGUAACACUUGGUAUGACUUCAGUCCUUCGAUUAUCAAUGCGUAUCUCCACAGGUCUGAGAUUGAGGAGCCCUUUGAACCAGCACUGGAUUUCUUGGCAUCUGCUCUGACUCAUGCUCAGCUCACUGUGUGGCCUCAGGGUGAUAUUCAGUCCAAUCUUCUGACUACUGUCUAUUCAGUGUUUUUUCGGUUUGCAUCCCACAAUUGGCUGCCCAAUGCUUCACGGCAUGUUGUUACACCUAAGAUGGCCAAUUUGCUUUACAAGAUUCGCAACAAGAUGGAUGUUGACUUGGAGACAGUUAUUUUUGAUCAUGUUAUGUCUUUCACUCCUUCGAAAGAAUCUAAAACCGAUGCUAGGCUCUAUUCAGGCACUCAUUAUGAUGAUCGUGCAUCCCUUCUUGCUACCCCUAUACCUGACCUAGUACCUCCUCAGGAUGCUCCUUCUGGUUCAUCUACUGCUCCUGCUGCCUCUGAUCCAGUCUCUCCUUCUGAACUGGUCCAGCUAAAAAGUCAGGCUGCUUUUUAUCAAUCUACUCUUGAUAAUCUUAAAUCGGCGGUUUCUACACUUCGGGAUGUUAUUUCUGCUACAGAACCAAAGCUGGUUGCAACUCUUUGUCAAAUUAAUGCCUUAGAGGAACAGCUUGCUUCACAAGAUCCAGAUGUUGAAGGCCCUUCACAGGAUGAUGAGGGCACUCCGUCAGGUUCCCCAGUCCUCUAA
Messenger RNA from Ipomoea triloba (trilobed morning glory), 1137 nucleotides. RefSeq lists its product as uncharacterized. NCBI's taxonomy places the organism in Eukaryota, Viridiplantae, Streptophyta, Magnoliopsida, Solanales, Convolvulaceae. The transcript has 2 exons. The coding region runs from base 1 to 1137 and encodes 378 amino acids. The record is from RefSeq and is a predicted model, not a curated record.